Molecule: messenger RNA, 1095 nt
Organism: Phycomyces blakesleeanus NRRL 1555(-)
Lineage: Eukaryota; Fungi; Mucoromycota; Mucoromycetes; Mucorales; Phycomycetaceae
Exons: 3
Coding region: 1-960 (319 amino acids)
Source: RefSeq, a predicted model, not a curated record
AUGACCGACUUGGGUAGAGCUUCUUUAAGUGGUGUAUAUAUUUUGGGUGCCUCGUUCAAAGAGAAUGGUGAUACUAACUCAUUUUUGCCCAUACUAAAGCGGGAUGCUUGGGCCAUGAGAUAUUUUCAUAUCGUAUGGCUCUCGUUUUCGUUGCUUCUUUGUGCUCAAAGUAUUCGAGCCAAAACUCCUUCAACAGUUGAAAUUGAGUGUAGCUGGCCUUGCUCAAACCCAGCCGAUGUUUGCACGAUCACACCCCAUUAUGCUCGUUGCCAGCCUUCUCAGGCGAACCAAUGGAUAUUAAAGGGUCCCAAAGACAGUCCUACCUACGAAGGAACUCUCUCCAAUGUGGCUGGUGAAGUGUGUCAGAAAGCACCAAUACCAAAUCUCCAAACCCCAUCAACAAACAAAAAUACCACACUUAUUCUUUGGCCACCGAUCGGCAUCAAUUCACUCAGCACAUGCGGCCCCAACCUUUAUUGUGCAACCAUCGACGAUCAGUCUUCUUGUCAGCACCGCCUAAAGUCCCAUUCUACGUGUACGCUAUCAAAUGAAUGCGACUCUGGACUGUGUGAAAAUCAGAUAUGCCAAGUAGUGCUAGGCCAGUUUAAAGAAGCAUAUACAGAAAACCACAAACCAGCAUCGAUUGUUGUGCAUGUUCUAGCAGCUGUAUUCGGUUUCUUGGGGGCAGUCAUUUCUGCUGCUGUGGUUUUUGUAAUAUACCGUCGCAAACGCAACCGCAAGCGACAAACUGAACAAAACGAUUCAGAAAAUGCACCUAUGCCUACUCCUGUCAUGACCCGCUUUGACAAAUUUGCCACAGACUUUUGCCACGAGCCACAACAAAGUAAAGAGCCUUCGGAAACAUCACAGAGUAUCCAGGAUCAACUUAGGUUACUUCAGCAUACUUCGGUUCCCACCCUUGGGUCUUCAUCUUCUUCUCCACCACCCUACCGACCUUAAGUCGAACUCACUGUCAUUGUAAAUAAAACUUUCACCCUGCAUUUUAACCCUUCAUCCUUCCUUUCUCCUUUCCUUUAUUUCUUUAUUUCUUUCUUUUUUUGGUAAUGCAUUCCAAUAAAUAUAAAUAAACCAAGU